Molecule: messenger RNA, 4718 nt
Organism: Cydia fagiglandana
Lineage: Eukaryota; Metazoa; Arthropoda; Insecta; Lepidoptera; Tortricidae
Gene: Ufsp2
Product: probable Ufm1-specific protease 2
Exons: 10
Coding region: 15-1766 (583 amino acids)
Source: RefSeq, a predicted model, not a curated record
ACAUUUUAGUUAAAAUGUCACCACGUCUCAAAAUAUCGAGUUAUGUUAUCGAGAGGUUGUCUAAAUUAGACACAAAUGAGAGUACAGGAUGUCUGUACGGGGUUAUGUACGACGGAAACUUGCUCGUAGUCGGGCUAAGUUUAGAAUUAUUUGAACGCGAGAAGAAUACAUACAAGCAGCUGCUCUUGCAUUUGCCCACCGAGAUUGAGUUGUGUGGGGUCAUAAAGUUUGGGGAAACUUUAACGACAGAGACGAGGUUGAAAGAAAUCCUGCAGGAUGUAGACAUAACAGACAACCCACUGGUGAUCAUUAUAAAUCAAAAUAAGGAUAUGAAAGCACACUUCUUAGUCCACGAUAAGUUCGAGGAGACCAAGUAUGAAGUGUUGGAGGCAGAUGAGUUGUGGAAACAGUUUCUCCAUGUCCGCCUCAACACUGUCAUACCGCUGAGUUGUGAAGCUACAAUUAACGGUGUUAAGAAUAUAAUGCAAAAUAAAAGGAUAAAGAUAGCAUCAGGUCAAGUUUCCUUCCAUAUAAAUGGUACAUCAGUUUAUUUAUUUGGAGUGGCAUCAGAUGUAGGAUUGACUGGGAUAAGCCCAGAUGCUACGGUCGGAGAACUCUUAGACUCAAUGAGCCCAGAACAGCCCAAAAAGAAGAAGCAUAACACAAAUAGUAUAGAAAUUUUACCCGCAAACUUAAUUUUAAAAGCUACUAAGGAUAUACUGUCGGAUAAACUUAUUAAGACUGCUGUAAAGAUGAUGACUACACAACGAAAACCUUCAUUUUGUAUUAGCAUGCCGCUGAGAAUAGACACGUUAGCAAUAAUCCACCGGAACACAAAGUUGCUGGAGUUGUACACGGUUCUAGUAGAAGCCGCCUGCCGCUCCCUGAAACUACUAGAAACUGUCUUACUUGAACAAUUAGGUCAGGAGGGCAUAGGCGAUGGCGCGGGCCUGCGUUUACCGGAAACCUUCCACUUCAUCCCCGACGAGCUGGGCCACUUCGUCACCAGGAUUGUGCCCAAGGGCAUACCUGAUGAGAGCAUGGAAAAAGAAAGGCGUUUGUUGCACGAGCAGCUCGGUCUGCCAGUGGACCGGCCGAUGUUCCGGCGCGGCAACGCGCACGCGCAGCCCCCGGCGCGGCUGCUGCGGCCGCACGCCGCGCUGCCGGCGCCGCGGCCCGGCGCGCGCGCGGCGCUGGCGCGCGGCCGCUACGGCUACUACCACUACCUGCAGGACGGCGUCCACGACGACGGCUGGGGCUGCGCCUACCGCUCCCUGCAGACUAUAUUCUCCUGGUUCAGGUAUCAAGGAUACACAACAGUAGAAGUUCCCAGCCACAGGGAAAUCCAACAGUGCCUUGUCGAUAUCGGAGAUAAGCCAUCAUCGUUCGUAGGUUCCAAGCAAUGGAUCGGCUCGACAGAAGUGUCGUUCUGUCUGGAGACCCUGCUCGGCGUCCAGUCUAGGAUUAUAUUUGCCAAUACCGGUGCCGAACUGCAGAGCUACACUCCGGAGCUGUUGCACCAUUUCCAGAGACAUGGCAGCCCCAUUAUGAUUGGCGGCGGAGUCCUAGCGCACACGAUACUAGGCGUCGAGUUCGACGCUGGGACCAACGAGACCCGCUACCUGAUCCUCGACCCGCACUACACGGGCGCGGACGAGCUGGCCACGGUCCUGGCCAAGGGCUGGUGCGGCUGGAAGAAGGCAGACUUCUGGAACAAGACCGCUCACUACAACCUGUGCCUGCCGCAGACGAGACCCGCUGUGUGAUAUAAUAAAGUAACUUCAUCUCGGAACUCUGUUAACCUUGACGCCAAUGACCGAUAUAUCCGCACCGCAGGUCCAACGCCAAAGACGGAUUAAGACGAAACAGGAGCUGAGUUUUAAAAUUUUAGGUAAAUAUACCCGUCUCGCUAACGGAAGUGGCUCCUAAAACUAGUGCGAUGAGGACAAGGCGAAAAAAUCUCAAAAAUCGAGGUUUCGUACUCACUGUUUCCUCCAAAACUUAACCAAUCCUAACCAAACUUGGAAAUCUAAAUGAUUAUGUAAUUAUCUGUGUCGGACCGUUUUGCUUUUUUGGCUAAUUGAUAUAGUUUUGAAUACUACGCCUCUCCUGUAUGGAGAAAUGACCACUCCUGUUGGCUCUUAAUCGGUCACAGACCACAGAGCAACAUAGACCUACGUGCAUUAUGCAUAAAGUUCAAUUUCAGUUUUGACACUUCGGUGACGUGGCGUCUGACAGCUUUUGUGUUUGACACGGCGUCGAAAAGGUUAAGCCUUUGACCGCCAAUGCGCUACAAUGGGCUACAGCCCUAUACUAGCCCUCAACGAGACGACCGGUGUCGUAAAACUUCUCAUUCAUGUUUACGUGGUCAUGCCAAGAGUGAGAGAGAUAGUGAUAUGACCUCGGUCGUUAGUUUGGUUGAAGGCUAGUAUAGCGGCACAUAGCUGUGGCGUUGCAAACGGCAAAAUAAUGUAUUAAAAUACCGUGAUUUUGUCGUUCGGCGGAUUACAAAAUGAAUUGGCCGAAUAACAGAGUCAAGAGUUUUUCCUGUUUUGGAUUAGGUACAAUAUUAUGUUUGUGUGUUUCUUGCUUAGAAUUGUUAGCACUUUCGAUUCAAGCAAUAAAAAAAAUUGUAUCGGUUUUUCGAAUCGGCACGUUCUCAUUCCAACUUUUUUUGUAAAAAGACUUGUUUAAUGUAAUUUUCCAUGUAAAUGUAAUUAAUCCUAUUUUUAUUGCCUAGAUCGAUUAGAGCUUAUGAUUCUGAUUAAGAAAACACCAAUUAAAAGUAGUUAUGAGACAAAGUGCUUUGUAACAAAACCUUCGGUACCUAUUCAUUUAUUCAAUAAACUAAGAAUGGCUCUGAUAGUCACAAUAUAUUCUGUCUUUUAACAAAAUAAUUAUGACUAAAAUGGUAUAAGUAAGGUAGCAUUUAAAAGUUAUGGAACCUCUGGAAGAAUAUUGUUGCACUUUUAUUAUGGGCCCUCAUUCAUUCACAUAUUAUUCUAAAUUAAUUGUAAUUCUUGUUUAUAUAGGGUGGAACUGAACAUAUAUUUGACGUAAUACCCAGCUGUGAUAUCGGCACGUUUGCCUUACGAUUCCACUUGUUGCAUUUUAAUCUAUUCUUAUAUUUUAACAUAAGUUCGUAUACAUUAUCAAGCAUGUUUUUAUUCGGCAUCAUAGAAAGGUCAGGCGUGGCUCACUCCGCGAUCCGUCCCACACCAAUUUUGGUGGCUAGGCUAGCCAUAAGCCCCGCAUGGCGCUUCCGCCACCUAGCGGUCCUAUCUGUCUUAAUCGUAACAGUCGCGUUUUGUUAGAGAGCGAAUCUUCUAUACCUAUAGUACUAUUAUUUAUUCUGUGGAAACGUUAAGGUUUCAUCAUUUGUAAAGAAUAAUUAAAUGUAAAGAAUAAUUUGUAACACAUUCACUGCCAAGUGCCAGCGACCUGCUACGCGGGUUUUCUAUUCGUAGGAGCUUUUCGCUACAUACGGGUUUUCCCGUGUUGCCGUUUACACUUGUAGCGCGCUGGCACUGAAUGUGUUGAUUGAAUCAUCAGUAUAUGCCAUUUAUUAAAGAUGCCAUCACGUUAGAACUCAAGAAACAAAAGCUAUAAGCUUGUCACUGUCUGGCUAGGUACAGUCGACGUCAAAAAUGUAUCGCCUUAUUACGAAAAAAGUGGUGUAAAGCCAGUGGACUGUAUGAAAAUGUGCGCUAUGCUAACCCAAAUAAAAGUAGCUUGGCUUGCCGGUGGUUGCGGGUCCUCUUGCUGGCAGAGACAUCUGGGGCAUGUGUCUCAAGAGCUUGUAACUUGUAAUACAAGCGAAUGUCACUUUUUGAAAGCUUUUGUUAAAAAUGGGACUUCCACUUCUAUUACAAGUUACAAGCUUAUGUGAAACAGGCCUCUGCUGGUGGCAGUGAGGUCCAAUGGUGUGAACAUAUAUUUUACGUCGACUGUACUGUCAGCAUAAGAUAGAUAGUGACGUCCAAAUAUCGUGACACACAUUUGGUAUAGUCAAGGUAUUAAAUGCCAAAAAUGUGUAGAUAUAUUUGGCUACUUUAGCCGUUUAUACUAUCUAUUUGAUGCUGUUUGUAUACUGUAGCACUCAAUUUAACUGGUAAAUACUUUUUCACCACACCAGCUCGGAAAGGCUUACUUUGCACUUCAAACACUGAUAGCAAAGUUGCAUUUUAUUCACAUGUGAGGCAAAGUAAUCAAAUGCAAAUUUUGAGUGGUUUUCUUAUGUUUGCUGGUAGAAUUGACUUUUAAAUGAUGAUUUUGGAUGAUAAAUAUUUAAAAACAUUCAUUUGGAUUUGAUUUGGUUUGAUUUUGUUUCAUAUUUUACAUUUAAUAUUUGCUUCGGGUUGGUGUGGUGAAAAAUUUUGUGUUUCACUCGGGGGCAAAUUUUGUUUAACCCUCGUGCUUUGAAACCCUCGCAACGCUCAAGAUUCCAUUUUUCGAACCAAUUUUGGAAUAUAUCGCUGGCUCGGGUAUCAAUAUUAGCACGAGCGGUUAAACAACAACUUUGCCCCCUUGUAAAACAAAUAACUAUUGUUAUGGUAAAAUUGCUAUAUUGGGAAUGAAUGAGUUCUCGUCACAGUAGAUAAUAGAGCAGGUGUGUUCUCAACUGUUUAUUUUAUUGUCAUGUAUCUUUUAAUUAUAACAAAAAGCGAGUAAGUUAAAUAGAAUUAUUAUAUUUUUUACUAAUUAAAAUUUAAAUUCGA